Mytilus trossulus (common blue mussel) is the source of this 2260-nucleotide messenger RNA. RefSeq names its product protein phosphatase 1 regulatory subunit 42-like. The record is from RefSeq and is a predicted model, not a curated record. NCBI's taxonomy places the organism in Eukaryota, Metazoa, Mollusca, Bivalvia, Mytilida, Mytilidae. The coding region runs from base 208 to 1236 and encodes 342 amino acids. Gene Ontology annotation, molecular function: protein binding. The transcript has 11 exons.
CGUCGCGUAUUAUCUUAAUUGCGUUUUAUGAAUUCUUCCGUCAAUAAGGCGCUUGUAUUAGACUUGACCUUGUUUUGAAAUAUUUCUUCUGUUUAGUAUCAUUUAAAGAUACAGAGCCAUAUUAAAAAGUGGCAACAUACUGCUUACUUUGCAGGGAUGGAAAGUAUGGAAGCUACAUGAUUUUAUGUUUAAGAAUAUUUUAUAAAAAUGGUCAAGUUAACUAUUGACCUGAUCGCUAGGGGUACCUCUGGUUACACCAAGAAGAAACGAGAUGAAUCUAUGUCACAGUAUUUACGCAGAUUAACUCAUCUUUACUUGGAAGACAGAAAUAUUGAUGAAGUGAGUGAUGAAUUAUCAAUGUGUAAAAAUCUGUCUGUGCUGUACCUUUACGACAAUCAGCUGAAUAGGAUUCCUAUGCUUCACCAGAACCAGAACAUUAAUAUGCUGUAUUUACAGAAUAAUGAUAUCUGUAAAAUAGAGAACCUGACACCUUUAGCCAGACUGUCUAAACUGUACUUAGGUGGUAACUGUAUUACAGUAUUAGAGGGACUUGAUAAGUUAGACAACUUACAGGAACUUCACUUGGAAAAUCAAAGGUUACCUCCUGGAGAAAAACUUCUGUUUGAUCCACGCACAAUUAGAUCUUUGUCAAGAUCUUUACAAGUGAUUAAUGUGUCAGGGAACAAUUUAAACAGUAUUAGUGACUUAGAAUGUUUAAUAAUGAUACAACAAUUUCAUGCAACAGACAAUCAGUUGAUGGACAUGAAGGAACUUGCUAAUAUCUUUGGACAGUGGCAUAGACUGUGGAGACUAGAUUUGAUGGGAAAUCCCCUGUGUCAUAAAGCUAAAUAUAGAGAUAGGGUAAUCGUCAUGGCAAGCCAUUUAGAAAUUCUAGAUGGUAAAGAAAUAUCAGAAACUUCUCGUCAGUUCUUAAGGAAUUGGCAUGCAUCAAAAGAAGUACAAAAGAAGAAAAGAGAAGAAAUUUAUCGCAAAGGGAAUGUUGGAGAUUUUCUCGAUGGAAACAAAGAAUUACCCCCAGUUAAAGACCCACGAAACCCUAAAGUUCCAGGUUAUAUGAUGCCAGGCUACAUGAUGAAAGGAUUACCUAGAAAGCAGUUUGACGAACUUCUUGCGCGAACGACCACAAACAUGUCUGAGAAGCCAGAGCCAGACCGGACAACUCCAGUAAAGGCUAGAAGUGGUAUUCUCAGAUCUAAAACAUUAAUAAUCAGUUAAUUAAGAGAAAUGCCGAAGAUUUUGCGGAUUUCAAGAACAGUACGACGAUCGCAUCUGCCCCUGUACGAAGAAGACCUGUCAAUAUGACAUUUGAACUGACUGGUAACCUUGAUUCUACACAUCACAUUAAACCAGAUCAUCUCCUUGGACACUGACAUUCCUCAGUAUCCUAGUCAGUAGAUUACAUGCAGUCAUGCUGGAAUAAUUUAUCUUUGUUAUCAAUGCAUUUGGUUUUGAUCAAAAAGUUUUCUUUGGAAAUGAAACUGUACAAUACACAAAUGAAGCAACAUUGACACUAUACAAAGUUAUUGUUUUGGGGCACAGUGUUGUAUUUUACACAAUUAAAUCCGUCCAUUUGUUAUAUUGUUGAACAACAACACUUUUAUUACUCAUACUAUAAUAUAUUCAUUAAUUUAUUAUUUAUUUAUAUCACAGUAUCUUUCUUGUCAUAAAUCUUUUUUCAUCAAUUAUUUUGAAAAAUAAGUUGAAAUAUUGCAUUUUAUUUUAUCUGUAUAAACAGAUAAUUUUGUGGUCUAUAAUUUUUUUCAUAAAUCAGAAAGCCAUUUGGGUAACAAGUUAAAUUACUUGUAAAAAGAAUUGAAAUCAUUAACAACAUAAUAAUUUGAAUCAUAGAUUAAGAUAAGCCUGAUCUCAAAUAUGUUUGAAUAGACAAAAUCAAAGUUAGAAUAAUGUAUUGUGAUUCUGUAAAGUUAUUAUUUAUGAUGAACUUUUUGCUUGUGUUGCUGGGUUUCUGUUUAACUGACAUACUGUGGAUUCAUUAAUAUUCAUUUGAUACCAAUUUUCGUGACUUUUGUGGGUACAGGGGAACAACAAAUUUCAAUAUUCAACGAAUUAUAAAUUUUCUAAAGGAAUGUAUAUAUAAUUUGCCAAAACCACGAAAUUAAAUAGCCACAAAUAUGCAAGUUUUCUCAAAUCAUGAAAAUUGGUACCCACGAAAAUAAAUGAAUCCACAGUAUACACAGCAUCUGUUUUUAUUCAUAUCUCAAACAGUUUUUAUUAAAGA